UACGUUUACCCGUUCUUCUAUUUGAAAAUUUGGGUAUAUUUCGCUAUAACUUAUUCUUUUAUAAUAAAUGGAUCAAUUUAUAUCUCUUCUCUCUCUUCUAAUUUAAAAUGUUUCUCCCGCAAAGUCUGCCUGCCUUCUCUUAACGUAUUUUCCUCCUCUCUCUCUCUCUCUCUCUCUGCUCACUCCUACCAUUUUCUUUCCCUAGAGAAAAGUUUUUCCUGGAAAGAUUCUUGAAACUAUUCUUGCAAUGGGUAAGAUCCGACCCGGACCGGAUCCAAAAGCGGCAUUGGUCUCAGAGAUUUGUUCCCUGUCGAGAUCACCAAUCUCUUGCAUUCACAUCAAUCGCUCGGGUUCAUGUUUCAUCGACUGGUAUCUCAUUCUCGGUGUCCAGGAAGAUGCCGAGGUCAAGCUCAUACGUAAACGAUAUCACAAACUAGCUCUGAAGAUUCAUCCCGAUAAAAACAAUCACCCAAAAGCGGAUAUUGCUUUCAAGCUCAUCCACGAGGCUUAUUUAUGUCUUUCAGACGAAACAAAGAGAAGAUGCUUCAACACAGACCGUCGAAAGAAUACAUGUCUGAAAUGCAGCCGAGUCUCACACAAAACCAAAGAGAACCGCACAGAGACUAAACCGAACCGGUUUUGUCAAACCCUCAGGGACAUUAGGGAUAAGUUCAGAGAAGAGAACAAGGUGAUAGAGAGAUGUCUAAAGACCAACGGUGCAAAUUUCAUGGGGAACCUAACCGAGGAAACCCCGGUUUUUGGUACACCGAAACAGAACCGGUUUAAGAAGGAGUUGCCGGUUUUUAAUCCAUCGGACUACAAGUUAUGUGGUUAUCCACAUGUGAGGAACCGGGUGUUGGAUAAUAACUUGUCGGAUUGGAAGAUGUUCAUGAGAAGCAGAUCCACAUGUGUUCACUCUUCAUGAUGAUGAUAAAGUUUUUUUCAGUUAUUUCUUUUUUACUUAUUCUUUGUCAUUUUAGUAAGCUUUAAUGAAUUAUUUCAUAAUUCAAACUCAUAUAAAACUUUUGAUUACAGGUAAUCACCAUUAGUUAACUCAUACAAAAA
Molecule: messenger RNA, 1065 nt
Organism: Brassica rapa (field mustard)
Lineage: Eukaryota; Viridiplantae; Streptophyta; Magnoliopsida; Brassicales; Brassicaceae
Product: pre-mRNA-splicing factor cwf23
Source: RefSeq, a predicted model, not a curated record